AUGGAAUCGGCUUUUACAUCAAGAAUAACAAGAACACCGACGACGGCAACGUCAGCCAAGCCGUUCUCGCCCGCGCAAGCAGCCGACACGCCGUCUUCGGGAUCGUCGCAACCUCCGACGGCCGUCAACGACAACGGCAGCAACAACCCGGUCGUCCGUCCUGAGACCGGAGACCUGAGCGGGAGCAGGGUCCGAAGCAGCUCCGCUACCGGCACCGGCACCGGCACCGGGCGCAAGAUCGAGCGCUCGUGUCACCUCUGUCACCGGCGCAAGGUCCGCUGCGACAAGAAGCUACCCUGCGCGUCGUGCAUCCGCGGCGGCUUCCAGUGCUACUAUCCUCCCGUGGGUCAGCCCGUCCGCCGCGUCCGGAAGACCACUAUCGCCGACGUGGCGAACCGGAUAUCGGACUUGGAAAAGUCUCUGGUGGCCGGCGCCGUCGACCAGCACCAUGCCGCCUUCCGCACGCCCUCCGCACCGGGCUCCGUCUCCGAUUUCGCCUCCAAUCAUCAUCACCAUCAGCAGCAGCAGCAGCAGCAGCAUCAGAACCCUCCGGCGUCGACCCCGAGAUCGGGAAUAGCGCCGCCUCCGGAUUCCCAUGGUAAGUUUGCGGGUGAUGAGAUCUUGGUGCGCAAGGGGACUUCGACCCAGUACUUCGACGAGGUCUUGAUCUCCCGCGUCAUAGAAGAGGAACAUGACAUACAAUCGGUCCUAAGCACUCCAGGGAGCGAACCGGCGCCCCAAGCGGCCCCGUCGCCCUUCAAUCCGAUGGGCAUCCUGUCUGCCCCGGAUCCCAAACUGCACCUCGCGGACCUGCUCCCUCCCAAGUCCGGCGCCGUGGAACUGUGGAGGAACUACGUCGACAACAUCGAGGUCUGCAACAAGGUCCUCCACCGGCCGACCGCCGAGGUCCUCGUCUACACUGCCAUCGAUGAUCCCCACAACGCGCCCGUCGAGGCCAUGGCCAUCGUUUUCUCCGUUUUCUUCAUAUCCGUCAUCAUCCUCGAACCCGCCACGGUCCAGAGCCUGACCGGGGAGGAUAAAACGACAAGUCUCCACCGCUUCAAGACGGGGCUUGAGCAGGCCUUCGCCAAGGCCGACUUCCUCGAGCAUCCCUCGGUACGACUCUUGGAGGCGUUGGCCAUCUACUUGGCCGCUCUGAGGAUACACAACCCCGGCCGGGGCCUGUGGACCUUGAACGGACUGGCAAUCCGGGCCGCGCAGUCCAUCGGUCUGCACAGGGACGGCACGAAGCUCGGCCUCACGACGUUUGAGUCCGAGAUCCGGAGGCGGAUAUGGUGGCAUCUCCUCGGGCGGGACGGCCGAGCGGGCGAGGACUACGGCAUCCAGAACUCGACCGGCUUCAGCCUGCACGCCGGCGUGAGCUACCCGUCCAACCUGGACGACGGCGACCUGUACCCGGAGAUGAGGGAGCUUCCGCCGCCGAGGCUGGGCUGGACCCAGCUCACCCUAGUCCUCAUCAACAUCCAGUCCGGCCGGACGUGGCACCGCCUCGCGGCCAUGGCCUCGUCGUGGGCCGAGAAGCCGACGCCCGAGUCCGUCCGCGCGCAAAUCGUCCGGGAGCUGCACGACUACGCCGAGGGCUUCCUCCAGAACUGUAAACUGGUGAUCCCCGAGCAGCGGCAGACGAUUCUCGUCGCGCGCUUCAUGAUCCGCAAGCUCGACCUCGUCACGCGGCAGCAGUGGCUGCACCUCGAGCACCCGGAGGCGCGCGAGUCGUUCGCAACGGAGGAGAACCUCCAGGAGGCGCUCGGGAUCCUCGAGGCUUGCAUGAGUCUGGCCUCGGACGAGCUGCUGCGGCCGUACCGGUGGAAUAUGCGGUCGUAUCCGCCGUACCACAUGCUGCUCUACGUGCUGUGGCACCUGUGCGUCAAGCCCGAGGGCCCCAGUGUCGAAAAGGCGUGGAGGGCGGUGGACGAACACUCGGCCCUCAUCCGGCAGGUCAGCUCGGGCUCCGAGCCGGCGGCCAAAAUGACGAUACUGGACGCGCUGCGGGCCAAGGCGCUUGCCGUGCGUCAGCGUCUAGCGCAGCAGAACGAAGGAGAUGGCGAGGGUGCCAGUGACGCCGGCGCCGACGUCGAGGCGGCCGGCAACGCGGACAAGGAGGCGUAUCCGACGCCGAGAGCCGAGGACAGGCCAGACGCCGACGGGCAGGACCCUGCUCUGUACGGCAUUGCCGGUGCUGAGGGGAUGGACUGGAGCAGCAUGAUGCAGGAUUUCCCGGACUGGGGCACGUUGAUGAACGAGUUCCAAGUGGACGGUCUGGACUUCCCCAACUACCUGAACUGA
Colletotrichum destructivum is the source of this 2307-nucleotide messenger RNA. RefSeq lists its product as uncharacterized. Gene Ontology annotation, biological process: DNA-templated transcription; regulation of DNA-templated transcription. Gene Ontology annotation, molecular function: zinc ion binding; DNA-binding transcription factor activity, RNA polymerase II-specific; DNA binding. Bases 1 to 2307 code for a protein of 768 amino acids. Lineage: Eukaryota; Fungi; Ascomycota; Sordariomycetes; Glomerellales; Glomerellaceae. The record is from RefSeq and is a predicted model, not a curated record. The transcript has 3 exons.